AUGAAUCCUUCAACAUCACCACCAACCGAAUCUCAAAAAUUCUCAACAAACGAUCCUGCUGUCGUUUCUUUUGUUGAAGAAUCUCCAGAAUCACCAACUUUAAUCCGUCGUCGUAAAAUUUUUGGUACAUGCAAAGGAUGUAAUCAACCGAAUACAAACUUUAAUGAGUGCCAAACGUGUAUUAAUUGGUUAAACGAACAAGGAUCAAACAUAUUAACCCUCAAAUCCUUAGUGAUCCGACGUAAAUCGCUAAUUUAUAAUCAAUCUUGUCUUAAUUGUAAUCAACCCAAGCAUAUCCAUCAUAAGAUUGCCGCUUGUAAUAAUUGUGGUUUUCCUGAAUAUGAUGUGGUAGAUUUAUGUGAAUUGCCCAUGACAAGCUGGUUGAGAUGUCCUGAUUAUAAUGACGUUAUCGAUAUGAUUUGUUUGGAAUUGGAUGAAAUGAAUUUUGAUGAUCCAGACUAUCAAAAAUUGUCGGAUGCAAAGGAGCAUUACGAAAACCUUCUUCAACUAGAAGAAGAUGAAUGGGAGGCUGAUGAAAGAGAUGACGAUGAGACUGAUGAGGACGAGAAGGACGACCACAAAUACAAUGGGAUCAUUGAUCCGAAGACCGUUCUGUCCAUUCUCGGUUUACAAAGGUAUCAACAACAUCAUCAUCUCCCCUCAAGUUUGCGGGCACAAACCAAUUCUAUAUCGUUCCCAGAUUUUCGUUAUGAGUUGCAUAAUUUUUUGACUCGUGAUGAUCUACCCACCAAACUAAAUGCCGAUAAAGCAAUAAAUGGCUGA
Funneliformis geosporum is the source of this 783-nucleotide messenger RNA. The record is from the annotation of a GenBank genome assembly. Lineage: Eukaryota; Fungi; Glomeromycota; Glomeromycetes; Glomerales; Glomeraceae.